Molecule: messenger RNA, 573 nt
Organism: Malassezia restricta
Lineage: Eukaryota; Fungi; Basidiomycota; Malasseziomycetes; Malasseziales; Malasseziaceae
Product: DUF202 domain protein
Exons: 2
Coding region: 1-573 (190 amino acids)
Cellular component (GO): vacuolar transporter chaperone complex; fungal-type vacuole membrane
Source: RefSeq, a predicted model, not a curated record
AUGGCGUCGACAGGCAACUAUUUCACGCGCAUCUACGAGCGCGCAGCAGAUAUGGUGAACCAAGUGAGGCAUGUGUCGUCCGACGAGACACGCCCCUUGCUGCAUGGCCAGGGCCAGCGUUCAUACCAAGGCACCGAGGACGACUCGAUUCCUGUUCCCAAGCCGCGUCCUGUCGUGACGCCUGUCAAAGUGGAAGCGAAAGUUUGGUUUGCGAAUGAGCGAACGUGGAUCUCGUGGCUACGUGCGUCGCUGCUUCUGGGCACGCUCGCGCUUGCUCUCUUCAACUCAGCCACAUACUACGACCCCAAGACGUCGACGGACCCCAUGGUGCCAGACUAUGAGGGCCGUCCCCGUGCGGCCAAGGCUAUUCGCACGUUUGGCUUGGUGUACGCUCUGAUCUCUGCCUUUGUGCUUUUGUGGGGUCUGUAUAGCUAUCAGCGCCGCGUCACCCUCAUCAAGAUGCGCUGGCCGGGCAGUUUCGACGACCUGAUUGGCCCCCCCUUGGUGUGUGGUGCUACCUUCAUCGCCGUGCUGGCCAACUUCAUUGUGGCCGUGCAUCAGUAUUUGGAGUAG